CCGCAGACACAAUUAGAGCGAUCGUUACAGUGCAGCAUAUUGGCCGGGGAGUUACAGCGCGAAUAAUUGGUGUUAAACAUCAGGUCAAAUUAGAAAAUUACGAUUUUAUCCUGUUUUAAUUGUAUAGAUUUCUUUUCGCUGCUGCGCGGGGAAGCAGCCGGAGCUUUGCGGGCGCUCCGUGUUUUCAAAGCCCGAAAUAGUCGCUGUCAGGAGGACUAGUGUUUUGUUGAUGUCAUCCGCGGCAGCAGUGCACUAGCGACCUUCAAUUUCUAGGGAAGACUGGGAUAAACAAAGACUGGAGUUUGGUUGUGUUUUUUAUUCUCUGCUUGGUUUUCACUGCAGCCGCUUUUCCGCAAUAAGAAUGGGACUUUUGUUGCCCUGUGUCGUGCUGUUAUCUCUUUCCACUUUGACAGCCGGGUUGGAUUUUCAGCAGGAUCCCCAGCCUUUCGGACAGUGUUUUGUGCGGAAUUCAAACACAUUGGGAAAAGCUGCGAAUAUCGUUAAGAGAUCCCUGCCUGCAUGGCUGGCGGCAUCACCAAAGCACAAGAUAAAACGAAGAAACGUCGACAAGGCCGAUUCCUGCGAGUCUCUUCAAGGAUUUGAGACCAAGUUAAACGCCAACACCCACAGUUAUAUCUUCAAUGACUUGAGUGGUUCAGUGUCGCUGGCCUGGGUUGGAGAUGGAACAGGGGUCAUCCUGGCUUUGACGACCUUUCAGGUGCCCUUCUUCAUGAUCCGGCUGGGACAGUCCAAACUCUACCGAAGCGAGAACUACGGGAAGUCUUUCCAGGAUGUGACUGACCUCAUCAACAACUUCAUCAGAUCAGAAUUCGGCAUUGCUAUCGGCCCCGAGAACUCUGGGAAAGUGAUCCUGACAUGUGACAUCUCUGGAAGUCUUGGGUCUCGCAUCUUCGUCUCAGAUGACUUUGGAAAGAGUUUCACCCACCAAGACCUGCCCUUCACCCCGCUGAUGCAGAUCUCCUACAACCCUGAGGACUCCAAUGCGCUCAUGGUCAUCAGUAACAAUAAUGAACUAUGGCUGUCUCAAGAUUUUGGCAGCAACUGGAAAAAGAUCCAUGACAUGGUGUGUGUGUACAAACAGGGAAGGAAAAGUACCAUCUUCUUUACAGCCAAUCUCAAUGGUUCCUGCAGUGACCGUGGAGUUCUUGAGCUGAGGAGGACAACAGACUACGGGAAGACUAUUAAGACUGUCGCCACUAAGAUCUACUCCUUCGGCCUGGGAGGACGCUUCCUCUUUGCCUCAGUAAUGACAGGCAAGGGAACGCUGAGGAUGAUCCAUGUUUCAGUCGACUCUGGGGACUCGUGGAAUAUGGCUCAGCUACCGGCUGUUGGUCACGAACAGUUUUACUCCAUCCUGGCAGCAAACAAUGACAUGGUCUUCAUGCACGUCGAUGAGCCAGGAGAUACAGGGUUUGGUACUGUUUAUGUAUCAGACGACCGUGGAACAGUGUAUUCCAAGUCCCUGGAGCGGCACCUCUACACCACCACAGGAGGUGACACAGACUUCACCAACGUCACCUCCAUGCGAGGAGUUUUCAUUACCAGCAUCCUGGCUGAAGAUAGUUCUGUGCAGUCUGUGGUGUCAUUUGACCAGGGAGGGGAAUGGGUUCCUCUGCAGAAACCUGCCAACAGCAAGUGUGACGCUACUGCCAAAGACCCCGAUAAGUGUAAUCUGCACAUCCACGGAGCCUACAGUAUCACCACUAGGCUCAACGUGCCCAUGCUGCCGCUGUCCGAACCAAACGCUGUGGGUCUGAUCUUAGCUCAUGGGAGUGUGGGUGACUCUAUUUCAGUGAUGAAGCCUGAUGUCUAUGUGUCUGAUGACGGAGGGUACACCUGGAUAAAAGCCCUCAAAGGACCCCAUCACUAUGCUAUUCUGGACUCUGGAGGCCUGCUGGUGGCUGUGGAGCACAGUCCGACUCAACCGAUCAAUGAGAUCAAAUUUUCUACUGAUGAAGGACAGUGUUGGCAUGUGCACAAAUUUGCCACAGAGGCCAUCUACUUUACUGGACUGGCCUCAGAACCGGGAGCUCGCUCCAUGAAUGUCAGUAUCUGGGGCUACAAAGACUCGAUGCUCAGCCAGUACUGGAUCUCCAUCACCAUCGACUUCAGGGAGCUCCUGACCAGAGACUGCCAGGAUGCGGACUACGUGCAGUGGUUGGCCCACUCCAAUGACAUCAGCGACCCCAAAGAUGGCUGCAUACUUGGCUACAAAGAGAAGUUCCUGCGUCUUAGAAAGGACGCCGUCUGCUGGAACGGACGGGAUUACGAGGUCAACACCCAGCCAACCCCCUGUGUCUGUACCCUGGACGACUUCCUGUGUGACUUUGGAUACUACCGUGAGGAGAACAGUUCAGUGUGUGUGGAGCAGCCAGACCUCAAAGGAAAAGUGCUGGAGUUCUGUCUGCACGGCAAAGAGGAGCAGCUGCAGACCAGUGGCUACAGGAAAAUCCCCGGAGAUAAAUGCGAGGGCGGAGAGACACCUCAGCGUAAAGAGAUCGACCUCAGUGUGCGAUGUGUGAGCGACCUGGUGGAGCCCGUGGUUGGUGAACACUCCAACUCGAUGCCUGUUGCGAUAAUGGUCAUCAUCAUCGUGAUGCUGCUGAGCGCUGCAGCGGGAGUCGUCUUCAUCAAGAAAUAUGUCUGUGGGGGCAGGUUUUUGGUUCACCGAUACUCUGUGCUGCAGCAGCACGUUGAAGACAACGGCGUGGAUGGAAUAGAUGAACUGGAGACCAACCACACUCAAAACGGCAAGAUAGAGUUUCACGAUGACUCAGACGAGUACGAACCGUGGCCUCAGCUACGAGACAAAGAGUCACCGCUGUCGUCUCUGAGGUGA
Sphaeramia orbicularis (orbiculate cardinalfish) is the source of this 2860-nucleotide messenger RNA. RefSeq names its product sortilin-like. The record is from RefSeq and is a predicted model, not a curated record. Gene Ontology annotation, biological process: Golgi to endosome transport; vesicle organization; endocytosis. NCBI's taxonomy places the organism in Eukaryota, Metazoa, Chordata, Actinopteri, Kurtiformes, Apogonidae. Gene Ontology annotation, cellular component: membrane; Golgi apparatus. Gene Ontology annotation, molecular function: protein binding.